AUGGGUGGAGGAGCCUCAAAGAAUUCAUUUCGGCAAUACCUCGAGGAACGUGAGCAUCCUUUUCAAAAGAGAACGGAUCGAGCCUUUGUCGUAUCGGCUUCCAAAUAUCGAGCACAUCCUUCUCAAUCCUCAGAAACAACAACAACACAACAAGACUUCUCUCCUCACGAUGUUGCAGUGAUUGAAAAGGGAAAGAUUAUUUCUCAAACCGAAUCUGCAUCAUCAUCCAAUCAUCGUUCUUCUCCACCAUUGCAACACGAUCCGUCCUCAAAAAACUCUCCCCGAAGAACCAACACACUUCCUGUCAAACAAACUCCCAAAUUCUUCAAACAAUCCUUGCCAUACUCUUCAGAGCCGUUAUUUUCAUGGUUUAAGAAGAAACAACGGCCGAACAAGACCUUUCCAAGCGCAGCGAUCAAUGAGAAGGAUGUCAUUGUGGACGAGGCCAGUGUUUGGCACAAUACACGAAUUUGGGUCUCCAAUCCCGAUGAAACCGAAACAAGUGUAGUGGAUGGCGCAACUUUAAAUUUGACUCCAACACUAUCAAGCAGUUCACUGGAUUCUAAUGAAGAGCAAACGAACGGCAUUCAUUUCAACAAUAAUAACAGCCUUAAUCAACAAGUGAAUUCGAAUAGAGUCCAACAUGCACCGCCCACUGAAAUGACAACCUCACCAACAAACAUUGUAUCCUCUUCCUAUACAUCUACUUCGAAUGCACCAGUUACUGUGGUGAAAUCGGAAAAAACUGAGCCCAGCUCCACGAAUAAUUCGCCUCCCUCAUGCAAAAACGCAAAUAAUACCAAACAGUUAGACCACAACACAAUCGCAGGUGACAAAGAAAGAACCUUUAAUCUAACUCCCAUGAAAUCGCAACGAACGAAACGAAACGUAUCAGCUGCUGCACCCUUAGAACGAAACAGAAGCAGUAGUUUGCCCAACGCCUUCUUUCCCAUACCAAACAAGAGAACUUUGCUGUGA
This is a messenger RNA of Naegleria lovaniensis, 978 nucleotides long. RefSeq lists its product as uncharacterized. The record is from RefSeq and is a predicted model, not a curated record. The transcript has a single exon. Bases 1 to 978 code for a protein of 325 amino acids. NCBI's taxonomy places the organism in Eukaryota, Heterolobosea, Eutetramitea, Acrasida, Naegleriidae.